UAUACUCCCGCACUUGCGUGGAUUCUUCAGCCAGUUGUGAGCUACAAGGACUUCGGUAAGUAUGUCUGCAAGAGCAAAUGUCUUAGCCUCCUUCAAAUAGAGCUCUUCCCUUAUCAUGUUGAUCCUGUUUCAUCUUCAGGCAAGUUCCUUUUUUGCAUUUUUGAUAUUCUUGUCGGAUGGAUGUACUUCGCGAUGAUGCCACCGAAAAGGAACGAGAAAAGCAAUGUAUCUGAAGAUGGUGGGAAUAGUGAAGAAGUCGUGCACUCCAAUGAUCCUACGUUACUCCAUGUUGUCAUUUUUUGGCUAGCAAAUCCUCUAACUGCGAUCAUAUCUGCGAGAGGAAAUGCUGAUGUAUUAGUGUGUGCUGCAGUGCUAUACACCCUAUAUUUGUUGAAGAAAGGCCAGUGGGUUGCUGCUGCCUUUGCACAUGGUGCAUUGGCUGUGCAUCUGAAAAUAUAUCCUCUAAUCUACUUACCUUCUAUAUUCCUGUAUUUGUGCCAGUUCUCUUUCGCUGGUGGACUUGUUGCCAGCGUGAAAAAACUAUUUUCCAAUUGGAAAGGCUUUACUUUUGUUGCGAUAAGUCUGGGUAGCUUUGGGGUGAUUGUUGCCUUCUUUUAUUACAUCUACGGUGAUCUCUUCUUGGAAGAAUUUCUGCUUUAUCACAUCAAAAGGAGAGAUAUCAAGCACAAUUUCUCGCCAUAUUUCUAUCCUCUGGCUUUGGUGGACCAGAAUGUGACUCUUUCGAAGAUUAUCGGUUUCUUGGCAUUUUUGCCUCAGGCUUAUCUCGUAGUCUACUUUGCAUUCAAGUACUAUCGUGAUCUGCCAUUUUGCUGGUUCAUCAGCACCUUUGCCUUUGUUACUUUCAAUAAAGUAUGUACGAGUCAGUAUUUUGUGUGGUACAUCGUAUUUUUGCCCUUGAUUGUGGCUAGAAUUAAGAUGACAACGAACGAAGCGGCACGUCUCAUACUGAUGUGGUUUGCAAGCCAAGCGGUAUGGCUCUUUUUUGCCUACCUUUAUGAGUUUCAAGGAUGGCAAACUUUGGAACUGGUGUUUGUGGCUUCAGUAGGAUUCCUUUUGACAAACAUCUAUGUAAUGGUCAACGUUCUUAAUGCAUACACGGGGUACUAUCGCGACCUGCCAUUUUGCUGGUUUGUCACCACCUUUGCUUUUGUUACUUUCAAUAAAGUAUGCACAAGUCAGUAUUUUGUAUGGUACAUCGUCUUUCUGCCCUUGAUUGUGGACAGAAUAAAGAUGACAACGAAUGAAACAACACGCCUCAUCCUGAUGUGGUUCGCAAGCCAAGCAGUAUGGCUCUUCUUUGCCUACCUCUACGAGUUUCGAGGGUGGCAAACUUUGGAGCUGGUAUUUGUGGCUUCAGUAGGAUUCCUUCUGACCAACAUCUAUGUACUUGUCAAUGUACUUAAUGCAUACACGGGAAUGACCGAUUCUGCCAAGGCUAAGAAGGCUUAAAA
This is a messenger RNA of Cylicostephanus goldi, 1472 nucleotides long. The record is from the annotation of a GenBank genome assembly. NCBI's taxonomy places the organism in Eukaryota, Metazoa, Nematoda, Chromadorea, Rhabditida, Strongylidae.